UCUGUGGGGCUCUUCUCACCAAAUGCUCUACCCAAUCAUCCUAUGCACGCACUUUCUCUGAUCUCAGUCCGCGUGACAGUGACUCUCCCUAAAGGAGAUCAGCAGUCUCCAAGGAAACCAGGCAGCUCCAGGUGAAAGGUGGGCACUCUGACUCGGCUGCGCUUCCCAGCUACACGAUCUUGCAGCUACCUUCUGUGAGAUUCAGUUUCUCCUUCUGUAAAAUGGGGGAUUAAGAGUGUCUGUCUCAUGAGUCCUUUUAAGUAUUGAAGAAGAUAAUGCAGAAAAUGUACUUAAGGACUCGGUAAGCGGGAGGUGUUGCUGGCCUUGGAGCACCUGCCCGUGGCGAUUCCUACCAUCUCUUUUCUGGUAGGAGUCCAAGGAGGUUGGGACUUGAGACACCACUCCCCUUGAUGUGUCCUUCAUUUGACCACUCGGUGCUACUGGGGGGUUUACAGGGUGUUCCAUUACCCGAGGUGGUGGCGCCACCCCCCCCCCGCUCCCAUUCCUCCAUCCCCCGUCCCCAUGGCUCUCUUUCCAGCACGCUGCCCCUGGCAGUCCUCACCCACCCUCUCUUUCUUUCCAUCUGCAUCCUGGCAUUUCCCAUGUACCUGCUGGACUUUCUGGGCUUGUGGAACUGGAUAUGCAAAAAAGGGUUGCCCUACUGCUUGGCGAGUUUCACUGUGAUGUACAACAAACAGAUGGCGAGCAAGAAGCAGGAGCUCUUCAGCAAUCUACAGGAGUUCGCGGGCCCCUCCGGGAAGCUCUCCCUGCUGAAGCUGGGCUGCGGCACAGGGCCCGACUUCAAGUUCUACCCGCCUGGAUGCCAGGUGGCCUGUAUUGAUCCCAACCCCAAUUUUGAGAAGUUCUUGAUCAAGAGCAUUGCUGAGAACCAACACCUGCAGUUCGAGCGCUUCGUGGUGGCUGCCGGGGAGGACCUGCACCAGGUGGCCGACGACUCCAUGGAUGUGGUGGUCUGCACACUGGUCCUGUGCUCCGUGAAGAACCAGGAGCGGAUCCUCCAGGACGUGUGCAGAGUGCGGAGGCCGGUGACUCCCCCAAGUAGACAGUGGGACCUGCCGGAGUAAGGACAGGUGACGCUCUGUCAAAUUUCCCCACUGUCUAACCCAGCAUCUGACCCUCAGUGGGUGCUUACUGAUGUUGGUUUAAUAGAAUUCCAAUGAAAGUUGUUCUUUGGCCAUUUAAUGCAUCAAACAGACAAAAUAUUUGUGUGAAUUUAUGAAGACACACUAUUUAAAAUAGAUUCCCAUCUCCAGGAGAUGCCCUUAACUUCAUGGAACAUACAGCAGCCAAACAUUCUAGCUGGAAUUUCUCCGGUCAGCAAUUCCUCAGCCUAGCUAGACACUUCUUAUCUGAAACCUGUCAAGAAAGAGCCAGAAUGUUCUGGAAGGGGCUGCUUUCUUUCAACCAACAUUACAGCUCCCAUAGGCCCAUUGGCCAGAGAGCUAUCCCUUCCUCAUACCUCUCUGUGUACACAGAACUAAAAAGAAAGCACGUAGGCACUGCAAGGGCCUCUGCAUCUCAGGAACUCAAGACCUGCCCUUUGUCAGUCAGGUUCCAAUAGGGAGAAAAUGGUCACACUAGUUAUUUAAACAGAAAGAAUUCAACGUAAAGAAUUGUUAACUAAGUACAGAACUGUUAACUGCGUAACUGAAAGAGAACCCUAAGAUAUCAGGGAACUGGCACUGACAGAAGUAGACACUGUAACUAGGGCUGAGGGAACAAAGGGAAGAGGUUAGAAGUGUUAAAACUCAGAACCUUAGAGGAGGGGCCCCUGAGACGCAGAACUCUGGGGCAGAGGUGCUGCUUGGCUGGCACUGAUACCUCUAGUAGGGGGCAGGAUGAAACGGAUUUAUUCUUCAAGUGUUGGGAAAACUGCCAACUGCAUUCAGCUGCUGCUACAGGAAGGCACGGCUGCUGCCAGGGUGAAGACACAUUGCU
Molecule: messenger RNA, 1959 nt
Organism: Physeter macrocephalus (sperm whale)
Lineage: Eukaryota; Metazoa; Chordata; Mammalia; Artiodactyla; Physeteridae
Product: putative methyltransferase-like protein 7A
Exons: 2
Coding region: 411-1085 (224 amino acids)
Molecular function (GO): S-adenosylmethionine-dependent methyltransferase activity
Source: RefSeq, a predicted model, not a curated record